CGGCAAUUCCGUGAACAACCCCCCCCGCAUUCAACCACCUGCCAUUAUACUGCGAAGGGUAUCUCUCCGGUGGGAGUCCAUCCAACUUGAUGCACCAACGCGAGGAAUCCCCGUGGGGUGCAAGGCUUGGCAGCCAAAAUGCCAUCUAUAUAAAGGGUUGACAACGGUGCUGUACUGAGCAUCCUCAGCUGCAGACUCCAACCAACGUGAAGAUGGAGCCCCGAUCAAUCAUCACCCGCCUGUUGACGGCCCUGCUCGGGUUGUGGGCCCUCUUGCCCACCGCUGGGGCCUAUACCAACCCCAUCCGCAACCCCGGAGGCUCCGAUCCUUUCCUCGUUUACACCGGUGGUUACUACUAUCUGAUGACCACCACCUGGACCGAUCUCGAGAUCAGCCGAGCCACCACCAUCGAUGGGCUCAAGACCGCCACCAAGAAGGUCGUCUAUUCCACCUCCACCGCCGGACGCUGCUGCAACGUCUGGGCCCCCGAGGUUCAUUACCUGGGCGACAAGUGGUAUAUCUACUAUACUGCUGGGGAGACCACUGACCUAGACGGCCAGCGGCUCCACGUCCUCACAGGCGGAUCGACUCCUUGGGAUGACUACACCUACACUGGCCAGCUGUCGGACGAAUGGGCCAUCGACGCCACCGUUCUCCGCACCAACGAGUACGGCAACUACCUGGUGUUCUCCUGCUUCCACGGGGUGACCUACCAGUCGCUCUGUAUCCAGAAGCUCGGCGACGACUAUGUCUCGGUGACGGGCAGCAUCUCCGUCAUCUCGGAACCGACCGAGGACUUCGAGACCCACGGCACCCCGGUCAACGAGGGCCCUGCGGCCUUGUACGUCGGGGGCACCACGUAUCUCGCCUACUCGGCCUCGUACUGCUGGACGGCCUACUACUGCGUGGCCCUGCUGACCUGGGACGGGUCGACCGUGCCGACCUCCGCCAGCGCCUGGAUCAAGGGCGACAAAUGUGUGCUGUCCUCCGCCAACGGCAACUACGGCACGGGCCACAACAGCUUCUUCCAGAGUCCCGAUGGCUCCGAGACCUGGAUCGCGUACCACGCGUCCAACAACAGCUCCGGCGCCUGCGACGACACCCGCCACACGAUGGUGCAGCCGCUCAGCGUCAGCAACGGCAAGCCGGUGUUCCAGACCCCGGCCGCCUUCUCGACCGUGUUCAGUGAGCCCAGCAGCUGAGCGGUCAGCAGCGGAGUGGGGGGAUAAUGGCUUUCUUGCUGUGUUAUGAUUUCCUGUACAUACCUUCGCUUGAUGAUGCUUUCGGUCCGAGAGAGC
This is a messenger RNA of Aspergillus homomorphus CBS 101889, 1298 nucleotides long. RefSeq names its product glycoside hydrolase family 43 protein. Gene Ontology annotation, biological process: carbohydrate metabolic process. Gene Ontology annotation, molecular function: hydrolase activity, hydrolyzing O-glycosyl compounds. The coding region runs from base 213 to 1202 and encodes 329 amino acids. The record is from RefSeq and is a predicted model, not a curated record. NCBI's taxonomy places the organism in Eukaryota, Fungi, Ascomycota, Eurotiomycetes, Eurotiales, Aspergillaceae. The transcript is spliced from 2 exons.